UAGCGUUCCUUUGACUCGUCGACUAUAAACUGCGAGAACCGAAACAGUUUGAUCGAUGAGGCAGUUCAUCGUUAAGUUAAGGGAAGUGGUGACAUGAACACAUUUGGACUUUCUAUAUCAAGUUUUAGUGAGGUGUGGAGUUAAUUAUUGUUAUAUAUGGAUGACAAACAUUUUGAUCCGAUUCUCUUCACUUGAUCUAUUUUGGGCAGAACAGGCAUGACAAAACAAAGUUAAUUAAUAAGUGUUUAAUUUCCUUUCAACUCAUGUAUGUUAAAACGAGUUGAUCUACUCCGACUCGCACACAGAAGACGAUAUUACCCAACAUGCACUCCGACCUGUCUUGUCUCAAACAUGAUACUAAGGUAUCUGGCCCGACCUGACCAUUCCUAGUUAAUCUUAUAUUGUUGUGAGUAGUUAUGUUUACGAAGUCUGAACUUAUGUAACUAGAUGACCACAUUGCGAUAAACCAAGUAACUAAUAGUAGUUAUUCUUUGAUAUGAACAAAGCAUCAUCUCAUAUCGAUAAGGAUCAACUCAGAACAUUUUUUUUAUGGAUUAACCCCCAAAUAAUCACCAUUCAAGGUCACGUAAAUUGAGGAGCUUGCUUGAUCUCGAGCUGAUCUUUAUAUCGCAAAUUCUCUGUAUUGUUCCAAUUUUAUUGAAUAUCGUUUAAGGGACCAUAUCAUACCGUUAGGGGUGGGCAACGGGACGGGACGGGAUACCCGUCCCGUUUUAAACGGGUACCCAGUCCCAUUUGGAGGCCAAAGUCCAUCCCAUAUCCCAAACCCAUAUGGGAAACGGGUACCCAAUACCCGUACGGGACGGAUAACGGGUACCCAUACUACCCAUAAAUACCCAAAGUUUAAACCACUCAAAUUUAACAGAAGUUUAAACUUAACUUGUACUUGCUUAACAAUCACAAGACACAAAUCAUGAACAAUCACAACGCAUAGAAAAAAUCAUUCUAAGCACCAAAUUAUCAAAUAAGAAGUUUCAUUCAACACAAAUCAUGAACAAUCACAACGCAUAGAAAUAAAUCAUUCUAAGCACCAAAUUAUCAAAUAAGAAGUUUCAUUUAACAAAAGGCAGUCUACAAGUAUUAUGUUCACAUAGCGUUCUUUGUUUCUUUACUAAGAAAAAUUUCAUCUUUGUGGCAAAGUGGACAUUCCCUUUUUAUGGAUUAGAGUUCGCAAAUGGGUAAAACGGGUACACACAUUACCCAAACGGGUAUUUGCGGGUAACCCGCGGGUACCCAUAUUAAGAAUGUACAAUCCCAAGUCCCAUCCGUUCAUAAUAUUACAGGUAAUUUGGGUACCUGUAACCCUUAAAAAACGGGACGGGUACGGAUAUACCCAAAUACCCGUUUCCCGUUGCCCACCCCUACAUACAGUUGAUUAGAUGCAUUUAGUGGUAUCAUUAAGGAGUGGAAGCGCGUUUGUUGAGUUAUAUGACUUUAUGAGUGAGGUGAAGAGAAGGAGGGAUGAGAGAGAGAGAGAGAGAGAGAGAGAGAGAGAGAAGAGAAAGGUGCAAACUUUGCUUUACAUAAGAAAAGCAUGACAUGACAAUGCGUACAAGGCAGUUCCAAAUCUCCUUAACCUUCCCUUAAUUCCCCCUCCCUCAAUUUCAGGACCCAUUGCCCCCAACACCCAAGCUUGGUCCCCACCAUGCACCCCUCAUUUCCAUGCCACGUGUACAUUCCACCGCUCUCGUCGUGUGUCACCCGAUGAUCAGUUCAAAAAUCUUAACCCACUUUCAAACGCUCAUUACUGUCGCUGGUUUCUUCUGACUCAACCGAAUCGAUUUGGUUCAGACUCGUCUUGCAGCAAAAGACCGAAAACUCAGAAUCUUGAUGGGUUAGCAUUACCUUAUCAGGGCGGGAGCUAAAUCCAACUUAAAUUGAAUAAGCUUGUUUUUUGUAAAAUCUUAUCCAACUAUCGUAUUUUAUUGAUUCAACCAUGUGCCAAUAUUGCAUGUUACGAGUUUCCAAAGUUCUGUCACAAUUGUACAUGUUAUUUAAACCAUUAAUUACUUAGUUUUGUAUCGACUCGAUCUCAAAAUAAAUAAAUAAAAUCAUCAAUGUCUUUUCAUCACGAGACAUGAUUCAAAGACAACCCUUCUCACUUAACCAAUUGUCUAGCAAUCAAGCAGGCAUAGUGGCCAUAACUAACACUUGCCCAAAGUAGACUCGAUGCAUAAGCAUAUAUCCACAAGGACAUGUUAGAUCGAAAGUAUGACGAUUAAUGAGAUUUGGAUACACCAUGAGCAAGAACAUCCUCCAAGACGAAAUGGACGACCAUGAUAAUAUAAGAAAGUAAGAUUUUAUGAAUGUCGAUAAAAUAACCAGUCGAAAAGACUCUCGUCCUUAAUUCUACAUAUCAAAUUAAUGCAUUCAAUAUCAUGUAAUAUAUCAGAACCAAUAUCAGCUAAUCAAGAAAAAUUCACCGAACAAACAUGAUCAACGCAUAGCAGUGAUUAAUUAUAUUCAUGCAAAGAAUUACGAACUAUACAACUUCACGACCGACAAUAACCCGGUCCAACCCACCACCCAACCCCCUCCCAAUCCCCCAUGUUACUCUAGAAACGGAUGCACCAAAAAACAAUUUCCCCACUAAUCCCCCCAACUCUCCCCAAAUAAAUUGGUGAGCAAAACAAAAUUCCCACAAAACCGUCUCCCUCCUUUCCUAAAAUUUCUGCAUAGCUAGUCAUCAUCCCCAAAACCUUCCAAGCAAACAAACAAACAAACUGGAAAUCAAACCUCUUCCCCCUUUCCCCUCACUGAAACCAUGGAAAGCACGGAUUCCUCGUCGGGAUCAGCGCACCCCCACCUCCCGCCGGGCUUCCGCUUCCACCCCACCGACGAGGAGCUCGUCGUCCACUACCUCAAGAAGAAAGCCGCCUCCAUCCCUCUCCCCGUCACCAUCAUCGCCGAGGUCGACCUCUACAAGUUCGACCCCUGGGAGCUCCCCAGCAAGGCGACGUUUGGGGAGCAGGAGUGGUACUUUUUCAGCCCGAGGGACCGGAAGUACCCGAAUGGGGCGCGGCCCAAUCGGGCCGCGACUUCCGGUUACUGGAAGGCGACCGGAACCGACAAGCCGAUUUUGACCUCGAACGGGGCUCAUAAGGUCGGGGUGAAGAAGGCGCUGGUUUUUUAUGGCGGGAAGCCGCCGAAAGGAAUCAAGACCAAUUGGAUCAUGCACGAGUAUCGACUCAUCAACAACAACUGCUCGAAUCCUUCGAUUCUCAAGCCUCCAACGAGCUCCGAUCCGGCCUCCAAGAAAUCGUCGCUAAGGUUGGAUGAUUGGGUGUUGUGCCGGAUUUACAAGAAGAACAGUAAUAAUUCCCAGAGGCCGAUUGAUCAGAGAGAUUACCAGCAUCAUCAUCAUAAUCAACAUGCUAAUGAUUCGUCAAUGGAGGCGAUGCUGGCCGCCGCGGCGGCGGCGAACUCUCAGAAGCAGGGGAAGGCAAGCGGCGGCGGUGCUAGCUACGCUAAUUUACUGGACGGGGAGGAUAAUUUCUUCGACGGAAUGAUGAAUACAGGUGGAGGAGAAAACGGCGGCGGGAACUCCAGCUCGUCGGCGGCGGGGAAGCGCGGGCUGAUAAUCAACGACUACUGGAACAGUAUGGGCAGCGAGGCGGCGGCGCCGGGAGGGAAGCGGUUCCAUGGAGAUCUGAACAGCGGUGGAGGCGGCGGCGUGGGGAUGGAGGACGGCAGUGCUUCGUUUGUUUCGCUGCUGAACCAGCUGCCGCCGCAGCAGAGCAAUUCGGCGGCGUAUAAUCAGGGGGCCGGCGGCGGCGGCGGGAUUCUAGGGGCGCUUGGAGACGGUGUCGUUUUGAGGCAGCAGUUUCAGUUGCCUGGAAUGAACUGGAACUCGUGAUCUUGAAGCGGCGUCGUUUCUUCAUGGUAUAUGGUAGCUACAUACAUAUACAUACAUACAUACAUUGGAUGAUGGAUGGAAGCCGAGUUUUGAUUUUGGCUGGGGAGGAAAAAAGCACACACCAAGUUAAUUUCUAGCUGAUUUGACUGUAAGUAAAAAAGCUAAAUACGUUAAUUAGUAAUUAAUUACUAUAGUAUUAGAAUGUUGACUAUUAAUUAUUUGGAUUUGUGUGCAUGGGACCUAUAUUAAUUAUGUAUAUGGAUUAAUAUUCAGUUAAUUAUUUAGAAAAUAUAUAUAUGAAAUGUCUAUACAUGGGUUGGGGUUAAGCUACAAUUAAUAAGAUUGUGUUGUUUGGAUUAAGUAUUAAUCAGAAAUGGGGGCGAAUAAUUAUGUCAUUAUGUGCAUGAUACAUGAACAUAAUUGGGUUGGGAUCAGUGAUAUAUUGUGUUUUGAUUGUCUUGAUAUUUUACUUAUGUUUCUUAUCUUUUUUUUUUAAGUGAUGACACAAAAGUAAUAUAAUACAAUUUUAAGUUAAUCAGAUUAAGAAAUUUUGUAUACUACAUUUAAACAAUGAGAAAUUUUACAAUGCUAUAUAGUAUUGGUGCUAUAGGAUUUUGCCUUUAUGGUACAACUUAAAAUUGUACAUUUACGUUAUGGUACAACUUUAGAUUGUACCUAUACUUUUUGUACAAAUUCUUUUAUGGUACAACUUGAACUUGUACCUUUUUGUGAUGGUACAACUUCAAGUUGUAAAGUUGUACCAUAACAUAAUGGUACAAAUUGUUUUAUGGUACAACCUAAACUUAUACAUUUAAUGUUAUAUGGUACAACUUUAGGUUGUCCAUUAAAGCAUCAAUACUAUAUAGCAUAGUAGAAGUGCUCAUAAACAAUUAUAUCCAAGUGUCGCUUAAAAAUACUCGCAGUCUAUAAAAAUAAAUAUUGUAUACUCACACCUAUUACAUGCAUGAAAUAUGUUAAUACCCGAUUUUUAAAACAACACAUAAUUUGUUUUGAUCAGUACAUUGUUACAACUUACACAGGAACUGAAAGUUUGUUUUGAUAACAACAAACUUAAACUUUGUUAAAUUAAUAUAAGAUGAUGAAACCUUCCUUGGGACAUGAAUUAAUUAAUUUCAAACAUGUCAUGUGCCAUUCAAUUCAAUUGAAGAAUAUGUAUCAAUAGGGAUUCAUAAGAUAUCCAUAUCAGAUCGGUAUCUCAAAAUUCUCUCAUUUAAGAGGCUUUGUAGUAUUCAUGUAUAGUAAACAAGAUGGUCCAACAGUGAAUACGAAGAGAAAUUCGUUUUAAUCGUAUGAACGCAAGGAAAAAUUUCAUGAAACUUAUACAGAAAUCAGUAAAGUUAUGAUUAAGGAGCAAAACGUUGUUGUCAAACAUAAGGACCACAAACAAAGUGCAUCGUCAUUUUGAGCGUGAUGGGAAACAGUAUGAUGAUGAUUAAUUAAGGUAGUGUUUAAAUCAUGGAAGACCAAACCUUCUGAAAGAUAAGACUAGGAAGAAGAGUCAUCAAAAUUCCCCUCCACUAAUGACGUUUUCACGGUUAUUUCAUGUCGUAAUCGAACCACGUAUACACUGAUCAAGCACGCUAGUAACUGGCAAUUAGCUAGCUAGCUAGCAUUUGACGACGAUAUUGUCAUGUCAAAGCUGGAUUAAUUCAAGAUAACAUAUGCAUGCAUGUGCCUCUCCCCGCCACUCGAUCAAGUUAUUGUGAUAAAACGAGUUUUCAGAG
This is a messenger RNA of Linum trigynum, 5619 nucleotides long. NCBI's taxonomy places the organism in Eukaryota, Viridiplantae, Streptophyta, Magnoliopsida, Malpighiales, Linaceae. The record is from the annotation of a GenBank genome assembly.